Scleropages formosus (Asian bonytongue) is the source of this 2379-nucleotide messenger RNA. Its product is annotated as polyadenylate-binding protein 2-B-like. The coding region runs from base 372 to 1070 and encodes 232 amino acids. The record is from RefSeq and is a predicted model, not a curated record. NCBI's taxonomy places the organism in Eukaryota, Metazoa, Chordata, Actinopteri, Osteoglossiformes, Osteoglossidae. The transcript is spliced from 7 exons. Gene Ontology annotation, cellular component: nucleus. Gene Ontology annotation, molecular function: poly(A) binding.
ACGUUGUCCCAACUAAUAAUAUGGCGAGUUGGCGCCCGCAGUAUUGUGAAACUCCACCCCCUUAUGUCCAUUUCUGUUACAGGAGACACGGCGCCCGAGAGAAGAAUCCUCAGUUUUCUACCUCUAGCUGUAUGUUCUGUCAUUCAGGUGAACGAGCACACCGAACACGAGCGAUAAAAUAACCGCCUUUGCGCAGCGCAGGUUUCGCUCGCACAGAGGAACAAAAGGCAGGCUUUUCAGCCGACGAGGCCUUUUUCCCCUGGUUUUAACUUCGUGUGCGGCGUCUCUCGCCCCGUAGUCGGCCUCGUAGCCCGCGUGCGAGUCGAGUGCGGCCUGUAGCCACGAGGCGAGCCGUUGGUGCGAAUCGCGUGAUGGCGGAGUUCGGCAACGGGCUGGCGGAGGAGUCGCUGCUCGACUCAGACCCCGGCCACCCUGAACUGGAAGACCCGGGUGUGGGCGACGAUGAACCGGGACUGGAGGAAGGAGAGGCCGCCAUCGAGGACCCGGAGCUGGAGGCAAUAAAAGCCCGGGUGCGAGAGAUGGAGGAAGAAGCAGAGAAGUUGAAGGAGCUGCAGAACGAAGUGGAGAAACAGAUGAAUUUGAGCCCUCCGCCUGCAGGUCCUGUCAUCAUGUCUUUAGAAGAAAAGAUUGAGGCAGAUGGGAGGUCAAUUUAUGUGGGAAAUGUGGACUACGGCGCCACUGCAGAGGAGCUGGAGGCUCACUUCCAUGGCUGCGGCUCCGUUAACAGAGUCACUAUCUUGUGCGACAAGUUCACUGGACACCCCAAAGGGUUCGCAUACAUCGAGUUUGCAGAUAAGGAGUCGGUACGAACGGCCAUGGCCCUUGAUGAGUCUUUGUUCAGAGGCAGGCAGAUAAAGGUGGGAGCCAAGAGAACAAACAGGCCAGGCAUCAGCACCACAGACCGUGGGUUCCCUAGGGGACGCUUCCGCUCACGGGGUGGGAGCUUCUCAUCGCGGGCACGCUACUACAGCGGGUACACGCCACCCAGGGGCCGGGGCCGGGCCUUCAGGGGCCGAGGGCGAUCAACAUCGUGGUAUUCCCCUUACUAAUCCUCCUCCUUAAAAAAAAAAAAAAAAACCCUUUCCCAAACAAAAAAGAAAAAAAAAAAAUGAAGGAAAAAAAAAAAAAAAAAAACAAGAGGAGAAAGACCCCCCAACCCCCAAAAAGGGAAAAAAGGCCCGUUCUAGGAUUUCUACUGGACAGACAGACUGACCGCAGUGUGCGUGUGUGCGUGUGUGAGCCCAGGUGGCGCGGUCGUCCUGGUAAGGUAUUGCUGGCCAUGAGGAGAUGUGUUGGCAUUGCUUUGGGAAGAUGUUCAUACUGAUGAUGUUGAUGUUUGAAAGCUCAGGCUGCAGAUGUGUCUCCUUGUCUGGCUGUGACUCACAUCACACUGCUUGUCCAUACUCACACAGAAAGCAACAAGUACACGAGAAAUCUGUCUGUGGAAGGAGCCUCCGUGACAAAAAAAGAUGCACCUGUUAUUUUUUUUUUUUUAUUUGGAAAUUGUUUCUAUUUGGAAUGUUUUGUAUUACAUUCCUUUUGCUCUCUGAACAAUAACCCCCUCCCAUCCAAUGUUUGUUCCUCUCCCUUGUCCCUCUGCUCCCAUCAUCACGUGUCCAGUGGCUGCUAGCCUGUGACCAGUCAAGUGCCAACAAGGCCGUUCACGGUUCAGUGGCGUGAGCUGAUGCUUUUUAUUUUUUUUGUUUCCUGGUUGGUUUUGUUCAAGGAAGCUCUGAAGCACACUCUGACUUUUCCACUGCUUUUACCCUGGGAAUGUGUGACUUCUACUGCUCCCUCUGUCACCUCCUACCUCCUGGGUUUUACCUGCUGUUUCCCAUCCAGUGCUCCCACCCUGUACCAGGUUUUGCACUGCCUGGUCCAUCACUUGCCUUCUGCUUCUCCAUCCUUUUCCCUCCUGCCUUCUUGUAUGGGGUCCCCCCCCUUCCCCCUGUCUCUCUCCCCCCACCCCUUCGUUCUCUUGCUGUCCUUCCCUCUCUCUGUAUAUUAGACCACUUCUUGUCGUUACAGGUUUCAGGACCAGUGGAGGUUGACCACGCCCCCUCCUCCUGUGGCCGCGGCGCCCCCCACUGUCUCAGCAGCAUCUCUCUCUCUCUCUGCUCCCACUAUCCACACUCACCCCAUCCUAUCUAUGUGGGGGGGUGGCGCUGGGGCUCAGGGUGACCACCGGGCUGCCACAGGGGGCCUUUACUGUAACAACAAGCGCUGAAACAUGCAAGACAUGAACACAGGAAACACUUCACGCAGACUUCCCGUUUAUACAGAGAGCUAAGCCCAGGUAGCAGUGGCUGUUUAAAAAAAAAAAGAAAAGAAAAGAAAAAAAAAAAAAGGAAAAAAAAA